Sphenostylis stenocarpa is the source of this 2472-nucleotide messenger RNA. The record is from the annotation of a GenBank genome assembly. Lineage: Eukaryota; Viridiplantae; Streptophyta; Magnoliopsida; Fabales; Fabaceae.
AUGUGGGGUUGGAUGCUUGGUGAAGGGCGUAGGGUGGUGUGCGAGGUGGCGUGCACCCGCAACUGGGUGGCGCUCCGACACAUGGGUGGCGGUCCGAGAACCUUUCCGGGCGGCGUGAACAAGUGGAAGUGGAAGCGCAUGCACGAGAAAUUCGCCAGGGACAAACAGAAGAGACUCAUCGAACAAGAGAAACAGCUCUACGAGGCUCGCAUUCGCUCCCACAUCCGCUCCGCCCUCUCCCCCGAUCACCGCUCCGCCGCCGCUGCCACCCACCGCCCCCUCUCACCUAACGACCACGUCAAAGCCCUCGCCGACCGCUUCCUCAAAGACGGCGCCCAAGAUCUCUGGAACACCCGCGACGGUCCCCUGACUCCGAACCCAACACCGACCCAAAACCUUCAUUUCCGCCCCAAACAUUCUAGGGGAUACCGUUCGGUUCCCGAGGUUGGGAACAAACGUGUUGGGGCCCACAAGUAUAGGUUUUGGCGGAAGGGUAGUGAUGAUUCUUCUUCCGAUGAGAGCGAGAGUGAGAAUGAGAGUGAAUUGAGUUUGAAGACGGGUAGUAGUGCUUCCUUGGGGGAGUAUGAUGUGAAGAGAGAGAAGAGGGUUGUACCUAAGAUAUCUGAAGAGGUUGAGUUUAUUAGACAAGAGCUUAAUAAGCGGAAGUUGAAACAGAUUGAGGAGCAAGAGACUAAGGAACAACACAGCAAUGAAAGCAUUCUAAGCAACACAAGAUUUGAUGAGUGCGGUAUAUCACCGAAUACUGUCAAGGCACUUUCUUCAGCUGGUUAUGUUCAUUUGACCCGGGUACAAGAGGCUAGCCUCUCUAUUUGCCUUGAGGGUCUGGAUGCUUUAGUCAAAGCUAAAACUGGCACUGGAAAAAGUGUAGCUUUUUUGCUUCCUGCUAUUGAAACAGUUCUGAAAGCUGCGAGUAGCAAUAAGUCUGAACGGGUUGCCCCAAUAUAUGUUCUUGUUCUCUGCCCUACCAGAGAACUUGCUAGUCAAAUUGCUGCUGUAGCAAAAGUUUUACUGAAAUAUCACGAUGGCAUUGGGGUGCAGACUCUUGUUGGAGGCGUACGAUUUAAAGUUGACCUAAAACGCCUUGAAUCAGAUCCAUGCCAGAUACUUGUUGCUACACCUGGUAGGUUGCUGGAUCAUAUUGAGAGUAAGUCUGGAAUAUCUCUGCGAUUAAUGGGCUUGCAGAUGCUUGUACUUGAUGAAGCUGAUCAUUUACUGGACCUGGGAUUUAGAAAGGAUGUAGAAAAAAUUGUGGAUUGUUUGCCCCGUCAAAGGCAAUCUUUACUGUUUUCUGCAACCAUACCGAAGGAGGUACGUCGCAUAUCCCAGCUUGUUUUGAAAAGGGAACACAAAUAUGUUGAUACAGUUGGAAUGGGUUGCGUAGAAACUCCUGUUAAGGUGAAGCAAUCUUAUCUCAGUGCUCCUCAGGAGUCACAUUUUCAAUUAGUGCAUCAUAUUCUGAGGGAGCAUAUCUUGCAAACACCUGAUUAUAAGGUUAUUGUAUUCUGUAUAACUGGAAUGGUGACCUCACUCAUGUAUAACCUUCUUCGGGAAAUGAAAAUGAAUGUUAGGGAGAUGCAUUCCAGAAAGCCUCAGCUCUAUCGAACUCGAAUAUCAGAUGAGUUCAGGGAAUCCAAACAAUUGAUUCUUGUCUCAUCUGAUGUUUCAUCGCGGGGAAUGAAUUAUCCUGAUGUCACCUUAGUCAUACAGGUGGGAAUUCCUUCCGACCGGGAACAAUACAUACACCGUCUUGGAAGAACAGGUCGGGAAGACAAAGAAGGGAAAUGCGUAUUGUUGAUUGCUCCAUGGGAAGAGUAUUUUUUAGAUGAAAUUAAGGAUCUACCUCUACAGGAAUUUCCCUUGCCAGACAUAGAUCCACAGGCAAAACUUAAGAUUGAGAAUUCAAUGGCAAAAAUUGAUAAUGACAUCAAAGAAGGCGCUUAUCAUGCUUGGCUUGGUUAUUAUAACUCCAUCAGAGAAAUUGGGAGGGAAAAGACCACUGUAGUUGAGCUGGCAAACCGAUUUUCUGAAUCAAUUGGUUUACAGAGGCCUCCUGCUCUCUUCCGAAAAACUGCUAUAAAAAUGGGUUUGAAAGACAUUCCUGGCAUUAGAAUUCGUUUCGGUGCCCAAUUGUGGAUUUGUUGCUGGAUGACAUUUGAGCUGUUUCGCACUGAUUUUCAAUUGGAAGAUUUGUCAUACAUGGGACUUUGUGUACUAACUAUUGAUGGAAGUUCAAUUUUCAAGGCUCUCACUUCUGAUCUUAAUGACUAUACUGAUGCUGAGCCAACUUUCAAGUUGCUGCAAGGCCGGAACCUAGCACAGAAAAGGACCAUCCAAUUUAUGGAGUUUCUCUACGUGAUGUUCCAGGGGGUCCGAACCCCCUUCAUAACUGAUCAACCAUCUAGCAAUCUGCUGCUUGUCAAGUUAUACAAGAUUUUGCAGGUUCUAGUGUAA